Molecule: messenger RNA, 1787 nt
Organism: Melanotaenia boesemani (Boeseman's rainbowfish)
Lineage: Eukaryota; Metazoa; Chordata; Actinopteri; Atheriniformes; Melanotaeniidae
Gene: tmem38b
Product: transmembrane protein 38B
Exons: 6
Coding region: 299-1243 (314 amino acids)
Biological process (GO): potassium ion transmembrane transport
Cellular component (GO): membrane
Molecular function (GO): identical protein binding; potassium channel activity
Source: RefSeq, a predicted model, not a curated record
AAACGGAUGAGGAAUUCCUACUAUGCGCGGAUGACAGCGUUGUAGUAAGACCGAUGAAGACCAUCCCAUAGCAAUACAGAUCUGUUGCCAGGCGACGAGCGGCGACACCUCAAGACAGCUAACCAGCUGUGAACAGCUCGUCAGCUCACACAGCUGUCGUGGGCCAGACUUCACAGCCAGUGGAAGAAGUCAAGUGUUUGCCCUGAUGCUCAGAGUUGGACCAGAGCCUUUUGUCCACUUGACGCACUCGCUGGAAUGAACUAGAACAUUUACCUUUGCUGAAUUUCCCAGAAGCAACAUGAUGGAUCUGUUCGAGUUGCUGUAUUUGGACGAACUGUCCCAUGGACUAGCAAACUUGUCCAUGUUUCCUUACUUUGACAUGGCGCACUACAUCGUGUCAGUGAUGGCUCUGAGAGAGCAGCCAGGAGCUCUGGAGGUAUCCCGAGUCAGCCCUUUGGCCUGCUGGUUCAGCUCCAUGCUCUACUGUUUUGGAGGAGCUGUGCUGUCCGGGAUCAUGCUAGCAGAGCCACCAGUAGCACCUUUAUCCAAUGGCACCAGUGUUCUGCUUGCUUCAAUCAUCUGGUACCUCGUCUUUUACUGCCCCAUGGAUGUGGUGUACUGUUGUGCAUCUCUGCUACCCCUCAGGCUGGUGCUGUCAGGAAUGAAGGAGACAACCAGGACAUGGAAGGUUCUUGGAGGGGUUACUCAGGCACACACAAAAUACAAAGACAGCCUGCUUGUUAUGAUUGCCAUCGGGUGGGCGAGAGGUGCUGGAGGAGGUCUCAUAAGUAAUUUUGAGCAACUUGUUCGAGGCGUGUGGAAGCCAGAAACCAAUGAGCUCCUCAAAAUGUCUUACCCAACAAAGAUCACCCUGAUUGGGGCAGUGCUGUUUGCUCUACAGCACACACACUACCUGCCGCUCCAGAAGCACCACCUGAUGCUCCUCUACACCAUCUUUAUUGUUGUCAAUAAGUCACGGAUGAUGCUGACGGGCUCCUCUUCAUCGCCUUUUGCCACCAUUGAGUCAGCCGUCUACAAGACCCUCUUUACGGGACACUUGCCUUACACUGCUCUCACUGAUGAGGUAAAGAAACCUUGCAUUGAUAAUGGCACUGCAAACAGGAACACCGCAUCAUCAGAGCAGAGCAAACCCACUCAUCCUAACGAUGAACGGAGCAGCACACUCAAAGCCAAAGAGGAGUCAGAGGAUGACAACACAACAAAUUCCAAAAAGAUCAACUAGUCGGCCUUUUCCCUGUAGCACCUUUUUACCUCUAAGCAGGGUUAUGGAGUCAUCUGAUUUAGAUUUGUUAUGUAAAGAGAUCAUUCACUCUUCUUACAAUCUGAAGCUGAUUGCUGUAACAGGUGACUCCAUCCAACUUUAUUCUGGGAUAAACAAAUUAUAUUUAUGCUGUUGGAUGUGAAGCUCACAUUCUUUUGCUGAAUGCACUUUUUUGCAAUACAUAGCUUACUUUUUAAAAAAUAUAUAUUUAUUUUGAAAACAAAGGGUUGAUAAAUAUAUUACAGGGUUUUGGGACCAGUGCUGUGCACUUGCUGAAAUAAGAAUGUCAUAUUUUCUUUCUGUCUAUAUUGUGGGUCGUGUUAAGGCUACAUUUAUUACUCUUAUAUGAUCACAUUUUUAAAGAAAAUUUAUAUUGUAUGCAAUUCAGAUGUUUUAUUAUAUGUAUACAGAAUAACUGCGCUGAAUGUGAAAUAUUAAAAAAUGUUCUAUUAAUUGGUGAAUGCCUUAAAUGAGACCUGAGAGCCUGAAAAUAAACAGCUUUAAA